AUGCCUAUCUACCCAACAGCACCUCUUACCAGUUCUAUUCCAGCUCCAGUGAGUGUUGUUUAACCAGUAAGCUAUGCCCAACCAGUGACUUAUGCUCAACCUGUCUCAUAUGUUCCAUAACCAGUCUAAUAUGUGCCCCAACCUGUUUAUCAAUAACCCGUUAUUGCUCAGCCAAUCCUCACCCAAUCAGUUGUAGCUGCCCCACAAUAGGCUCCAAUCAAAGGGGAAUCCAGAGUUGAAUACAGAGAAUUUCAAAGACCUGUAGUUGAAAUGGAAACAGAAACUAUUUAAGUUCAAGUACCAAAAACCAAAUAUGUGACUGAUUAUUAUCCAGUUGAAUACUAAACUGAGUACAUCCCUAGAACAGUUUAUGAGUAGUAAACUGAAUAUGUGCCAGUCACUAAAACUGUGCCUAGAGUUGAAUAUGAUGCUGUUGAGAGAGAAGUAUAAAGAGUGUAAUAUCAACCAGUCUAGACUGUUCCUGUUUAACCAGUUGUUUAAUCAAUUGUUCAACCAGUCCAACCACUCACUUAUUCAGUUGCUAGACCAAUUGCCUAAGCUCCAGUGUAUGCUUAACCAGUAGUUGCUCCAGCUCUCACUUUUUCAGGUGUGAGACCAGCUUAUGCACCAGUUUACCCAAGUUAUCCACCAGUUGGUGCUAGAACACAAUAACCAUAAUAACCAGUGCCAUCCAAUAAACCAUAAUGAGAUAUUAUUUCAUAGACAUUUGCACAGAAUAUUAAUUAUCAUUUUCAAAA
Molecule: messenger RNA, 758 nt
Organism: Paramecium tetraurelia
Lineage: Eukaryota; Ciliophora; Oligohymenophorea; Peniculida; Parameciidae
Exons: 3
Source: RefSeq, a predicted model, not a curated record